Opisthocomus hoazin is the source of this 651-nucleotide messenger RNA. The record is from RefSeq and is a predicted model, not a curated record. Lineage: Eukaryota; Metazoa; Chordata; Aves; Opisthocomiformes; Opisthocomidae.
AUGGGGAAAGGAAUGCAAAAGCCAAAUCCUUCUGACCAAGACCAAGUGUUGAAAUGCAACGAUGUGGAGAAAGAUUGCAAAUGGGGCUCCAACACCAAGAAGUCAGACUGGGAAAGAACCCGCUCAUCACGGAGCUUCAUCCCUGUGUGCAUGGUGGUGCUGGUCCUCAUCUUCAUCCUGCUGGUGGCCCUGACUGCUGCCCAUUUGGGACCUCGUUUGCCUCGCCCGGACUUCUCCCACGUGUGCCCAGAUGCCUGGCUUGGUUUCCAAGGGAAGUGCUAUUAUUUUUCUGAGGUUGAGAGCAAUUGGACCACCAGUCAGGAAAGCUGCAAGGCCCUGGGAUCUUCGCUGGCCCUCAUAAGCACCGUGGACGAGCUGAGCUUCGUGAUGAGAUACAAGGGCAUCUCGGAGCAUUGGCUCGGCCUUUCCCGGGAAGCUGAGGAGCAGCCGUGGACAUGGGUGAACAACUCGCAUUUAUCCCCGCUGUUCCAGAUCCGCGGCGGCGGCCUCUGUGCCUACCUGAAUGACAACGGGCUCAGCUCCUCCCGCUGCAGCACCGAGAGGAGCUGGGUUUGCAAUCAGCCCGAGCUGCGGAGCCCGAGCGAGGGCAACGGGACGAGACGGGCUCAAAACCUUUGCGUCAGCUCUUAA